UUGUCACGUUUUAAGAGAGAGAAAAUGUUUUUCUCUUUGGAUAAAGUUUUUCUGUAAUUUAGGAGGAAAGAAAAUCUUUCCGCAACGCAACGCAACGCAACGCAUACUCCUCAAAAAGCGCUGAGGAAGAGAGAUUAUGUGUUUUCAUUUGGAUAAAGUUUUAGAUAGUCUUUCGUUUUAGAGAGUGGAUAAAGAUUUAUCAAAUUUUGUUCAGAGAAAAUGUGCUUCAUUUUUGGAUAAAAAUAUUUGAAAAGCUUAUAAAUAAUAAACCAGCCCCACCGAACGUGCCCUUUUACCCUUUCUUUCUCUCUCUCUCUCUCAAAUUUGGCGUCUCUUUUUCAACUCCUUUUCAUUUUCUCUUUCUCCACUCCUCUUCCUUGUUAUUUAACCAGACAUAUUCUAUUCCAAUCUCCGUUUUUCCAUGUUUGUGUUUUCAAGGCGUCUAAGGUUUUGCAGAGAUAUUAGGUCCUUUUUCAUUCGGUUUUUUCUUUGUUCUUGGUUUUGGGGCUUUUUAGGAUUUUCUGUUAUAGAGCAUUUGCAAAUCUUCACCCAUGGCCGAAGCUUUAGGGGGGUGUCUUAGGAUUCACGGCUCCACCCCAAAUCGGUUGAAGGAUACAAACCAUUACAGGCUUCCUCUGCGGAGGUCUCUGAGUUUUUCUUCGUUUAAAACCGAGUUCUCUGGGCGUUCUUUGGACAUCUCUUAUCAGGCAGUUUCGGAGCGAUGGGUUUUCAAAAACCCUGCAAAAAACUUCACCAUUCAGGCUCAGGCAUCGUUUUGUGUGAGCAAAGCUCUGAGAUGGUGGGAAAAGAGCCUGAAACCAAACAUGGCAGAGAUCAACUCAACUCAAGAGCUCGUUGAUUAUCUGCAAAAUGCAGGAAAUAAGCUUGUCAUCUUAGAUUUCUACUCUCCUAGUUGCGGAGGUUGCAGAGCGCUUCACCCCAAGAUCUGUCAAUUUGCUGAGAUGAACCCUGAUAUGUUGUUCUUUCAAGUGAACUAUGAAGAGCAUAAAGCGAUGUGUUAUAGCUUGAACAUCCACGUCCUCCCAUUCUUCCGAUUUUACAGAGGAGCUCAUGGCCGUCUCUGUAGUUUUAGCUGCACAAAUGCAACUAUAAAGAAAUUCAAGGAUGCAUUGGCUAAGCAUGGCACUGAUCGAUCUAGCUUAGGUCCAGCAAAAGGUUUGGAAGAUUCAGAACUCUUAAGCUUGGCUUCGAACAAAUCCCUCUCUUUUACUCCAUCCAUUUCCAUUACAAGUGGCCGAGAAAUCGAAUUGCCUGUGAAACUAUUGGAUAAUUCCAUUGUUUCAGAGGCCAUUGAAGGAGGAGAUCCUGCUUUUGCUAGCUUUACUUCUCAAAAGUAGCCUGAAUUCUAUUUUUAGCCUUCUUGUCGAAUAUUUUCCCUUUUUUUUGGUGUAAAUAUAUCUGGGCUGGUUAAGAAAACUGUCCAAAAGGCAAAAAAGCAGGCUUAGGUUUUUAGAUUAAAGCCUGCCUAUUUGGUAGAAGAUUGUAAGUGCUUAUUUUCUUGCUGAUUUCUAUCUAGUUUUUUUUUUUUCGUGAAUAUUUCUAUGUAGUUAAUUCUCUUUGUAGACUUUUAAUUUUUCCUUUUCUUUCGUUUAGUUUGUUUUUGCAAAAUUAGGUAAUACUUCUCCUUCUCUUGUCAAAAACAGGGUGUUCUAUCCUUCAAUAUAUUGUAUUGGAGUUUUUAGAGUAGUAGUGAGAAAAUUGGUGGAGUAUUGAUUAUUUUCUUUUUGGUGAAUGCAAUGGAUUCUUACUUUGUCAAAAGUGA
Amborella trichopoda is the source of this 1783-nucleotide messenger RNA. Its product is annotated as thioredoxin-like 1-1, chloroplastic. Gene Ontology annotation, biological process: cell redox homeostasis. The record is from RefSeq and is a predicted model, not a curated record. Lineage: Eukaryota; Viridiplantae; Streptophyta; Magnoliopsida; Amborellales; Amborellaceae. Gene Ontology annotation, cellular component: chloroplast.